This is a messenger RNA of Poecilia latipinna (sailfin molly), 999 nucleotides long. It is a transcript of the gene vma12, whose product is annotated as vacuolar ATPase assembly factor VMA12. Gene Ontology annotation, biological process: vacuolar proton-transporting V-type ATPase complex assembly. The record is from RefSeq and is a predicted model, not a curated record. The transcript has 6 exons. The coding region runs from base 237 to 836 and encodes 199 amino acids. NCBI's taxonomy places the organism in Eukaryota, Metazoa, Chordata, Actinopteri, Cyprinodontiformes, Poeciliidae. Gene Ontology annotation, cellular component: endomembrane system.
CAAACUUCCGAGGUAACUGGAACGCAACAUAUGUCACAAGACAAACAUGGCCGCGUAUAUUUUUAUAACAUCGAACUCCUAGUAUUCGUUAAAAGCCAACAUUGUAUGAUCUCAGUUAUUAAUACAAACUGCGCGUUUCCAGGCACUUUGUGCGUAAUUCAGAGCAGGACUGAGGAUUUACACAGCUGUGUCGUUUAGCGACAGUUUUCUUGGUCUUUAUUAGCUUCAUCGACAUUAUGGCAUCUUCAUUUGUUGUUGGAGACAAAUUCAGAUGUCGGAUGACAGAGUUGCUGGGAACCCCGGACUCAUCCCUGCCUGAAGGACUUAAAGAAGAACUGAUGGAAAUCCUGGAAAAACCAAAGCCAACAGUCCUGCCUUUCAGCACAGCAAGGAAGCUGAAGAAACACCUUCAGGAUAAAGGCCAUCCUUUCUAUCUUCAUCAAUUACUGGAAGACAGCUCACUGCACCUGCCUGAAGUCGUGAAGCCUCCCAGAAAUCCUGAGUUAGUGGCACGUCUUGAGAAGAUCAAAGCGAAACUGGCUAAUGAGGAAUACAACAGGAUGACGCGUAAUGUCAACACUCAGGAAAUGAACCGAAAUGGCACACUUGCAGAUUUUGGUCAGCAAGUGCGCUCGGUAAAAGCAGUGGUGGUGACUGUUUUCAACUUCCUGGUGACUUUAGUUGCUGCUUUUGCUUGCUCUUACAUGGGAAGCCAGUAUUUAUUUACUGAAACCGCAACGAGGGUGAUAUCAGCCGUGAUUGCUGCAUCUGUAGUUGGACUGGCUGAGCUCUAUGUCCUGGUCCGGACCAUGGAGGGAGAACUAGGGGAACCAUAGCAACUGUAAAAAAAAAAAUCUAAAAAAAAAAUCAAUUACCUACAGAUGUUUAGAUUUUUGUUUUUUAUUAAUUCUAUUUAUUUUAAAUACAUUUGUUGAACUUUUUUUGACAUGUUACUUAUAUUCUUCACUUGUUUGUUAUUCUAAACUUUUUGUUUUUCUA